This is a messenger RNA of Auanema sp. JU1783, 534 nucleotides long. The record is from the annotation of a GenBank genome assembly. NCBI's taxonomy places the organism in Eukaryota, Metazoa, Nematoda, Chromadorea, Rhabditida, Rhabditidae.
AUGACCGACGGCUCCUUGGCACAAUUGCUUGAGAAGGCAAGCUCUAUUGUAUUAGGAAGCGUUUCGAAUCUUUUUCGAAUCCACAGUAUUUAUUGCUAUAAUUUAUCAGAGAUUGAUGUAUUGAAGCCUACAAACUAUCGUUUACAAAAAGUUCGAGAUGGACGUAACUUUACGAUACGUUUCGUCGAAAUAAGCCAGAAGGAAAAGCCAACCCAAGUUUUCGAGUUCUCCCUUCAGAAUGUCGCUAAUGUGGAUGUAUCUGUGACGUAUACUCCGAAGUUUCCUGAUGUAAAACCCCCAGCUUCGAAGAACCUCAAACAAAAAUCUUUUAACGAUUCACCAUUCUUUCAUUUUUGUAGAGCUGAAUCUGAGUCAAAAGUCACUGCAUAUUGGAUAAAGCUAGAUGAUUCCGCUCAGUUUGAUCACGAGGAUAUUCCGCUCCUCAUGUUUUCUGAUUAUGGAUUUCUCGCUGAAGAUUCAGAUCUGAUAACCCAGCACAGUGUUUGGAUUCAUGAAAAUGGGUUGGUGUUGUAA